UCUUGGCCCAAGUUUGUUGUUAAUCAGUCAGUAGUGAGUGGAGGAGCAUCGUUUGUACAUUGUAUUUAAAAACGAUCACGCAUUGUGUGGAAAACCAUUCUUUCUUCUUACUUGUACUUCAUGGCUAUGCAGCAGAAUAGUCAACAGCAGCAGCAACAACAACAUCAAACACAAAGAGCUUCCGCACAAUCAACAUCAGCUGCUGCUGGUGCAGUGGCAACAACACAUUUUACCAAUACUGCUAAAUUACCAAUAGAAACAGUUAAGUUGUUGAUUGGAUCAGUAUCACGUAGACCCAAUCUAUGGAUUCGGACUAAUAAUGGUCAAAAAAGAUCCGAUAUAAAUGCAUUGUGGCAACAAGUUAGUCAAGAGGUUCAUCUGCCAGCUGAUAUUUGUCGAAUUAAAUGGGGCCAUUUGCGUGAUAAUUUUCGGAAAGUGUUCAUACGAAAUACCAUUUCAGCUGAACCUCCUACAACAUGGCGUUUCUAUAAUGAUAUGCGCUUUAUGGAAGCUGCCGUAGCUGAAAAUGUUAUGCGCCAUCAUAGACUACGUGAACAAUCACUUUACUGGCAGGGACUACACGGUGCCGCAGAACCACGUCACAGCAACUCAACUUCAUUAGCAACAACUCUUAAUGAUAAUAGCGAACGAUCUCUAGAAAAUCAAUUCAAUUUCUCCGAAAUAUCAGCAUUCUUUCAAAAUCACGGUCACAACAAACGUAUUAAAUUAGAAACCUCGGAAUCGGAUACAUCAUUACAUGAUUUGACACAUGUUACGCCACCAAUAAAAUCUUUUUAUCAAAAUAGUAAUGCUUAUGAAAAAUCAAAUAAUCAUACACAUCAUCUGAAUGAAGUCCAAAUCCAUAAUGAUGUUGAUGAAAACAACAUUGAGGACGACGAUGAUGAUGACCAGUUUGAUGAAGAUGCUACUUCCAUAGAGGACAAUUAUCAAAUGUCUAUGAGAAAUGAAAAGUUCUCAAUUGAUAACAAUUCGAAGAUAAAUGUACAAAAUUGCAAUUUAUCUAAAAAGGAAACUAAAGAAGAGGAAAUUUGUAGACACCAUGAUGAGCAGGAUUCAGAUCGUAUGUUUCUAUUGAGUUUGCUACCAUAUUUACGAAAAGUGAAAGAACAGAGGAAACUUCAAGUUCGACAGAAGCUGCAGGAUGUUUUAAUACAAGAAUUUGGUUGAAGGCAACUAUACCCGGUUAGGGGUAAAACAGUGGUACUACAAAUUACCGGAAUUUUAUAAAUUAUUUUGUCCUUACGUCAAUGCAGUAACGACGUUAAUGGAAACAAUUUAAAAUCCUUCUUCGAAGGAUAUUUCUUCACAUGCUUUUAAAAUUUAUAUUAUAUAUAAUAAGAUAUAAUGAAACAUUAGUUUAUAUGAUAAUAUAAGUUAUAAAUUAUUGUUUUUAAAAAAAAUAUGCAGCUAAAAGAUAUUAACUAUAAAAGCAAACUGUAUGUUUAUGUAUACAUACAUACUAUAAUGAGCUGCAUCCUAUAUGGAAAAUUUUUCUAAAUUUUCAAAAAUGGUCUAAAUUCUCUAAUAAAAAUUAUUAACAUACAUAUUAA
Molecule: messenger RNA, 1571 nt
Organism: Lucilia sericata (common green bottle fly)
Lineage: Eukaryota; Metazoa; Arthropoda; Insecta; Diptera; Calliphoridae
Gene: Coop
Exons: 2
Coding region: 121-1188 (355 amino acids)
Biological process (GO): regulation of transcription by RNA polymerase II
Cellular component (GO): transcription regulator complex; nucleus
Molecular function (GO): DNA binding
Source: RefSeq, a predicted model, not a curated record